AUCCUGAUAAGAACAAAGAUAAUUUUUCUCUAUAUCAGAAAAGUGUGUCAUAUCCUAUCAGUAUUUUUGUCUACCUGUAAUACAAUAAAUACUUUUUAAUAUAGUAAUUUCACUUGAUGGGUGUGGUAUUAAGAUGACUAACAAAACAAAAGUGUAUUGCGUUUGCGUUUAGUCUACAGUACCUCGUGGUAAAGCGAAGAAACCCAUGGCUUUAAAGGUGGGCUUUUUCACCUGAAGUGACGUCAGCCAGGUAAACGAAACCAUAGACGAUCGAAAAUGGCGCCGACAAGACAACAACAGAUCGAACUGAUUUUAUUAUUAGUGAUAGUGUUUGUUAGUGACAUAAUAUUGGCUCAGUACGACGAGUAUGGGGGGUACAGGCCAAAAACUUACCAAACAAAUCAGCAAAGUUAUUAUAGUGGAUCACAAUAUAAUAUUCCCAACCCAGGGGAUAAAGAUUACAGGACAUUUGUUUAUAAAGGCCGAAGAUAUGGCCAGCAGAAUAAUUAUUACUACGGGGUGCCAGGCGAUCCUAGAAUAAGAGGCCAAGACGAAAGAUUCUCUUACGAUAGACAAGGAAACGCUGAACCUAUCCUUCCUGGCAUUCUUGGAGGAUGGCGCGAAGACCUCCAAGGCAAACGACGCGAACAAACCAAAGAACUACAAAGGGACAUUUUUGUAAAAACGACCUACGGAGAUGUCCAAGGUUUCCAAGUCUAUCUCUUUGAUAACCCUGAUCCAGACUCCCUAUAUCGCCCAGGAUCGGAAUUCAUCGAAAGACAAAUGGGUGUAACCAGCGUGUUUUUGGGAAUACCCUAUGCACAAGCUCCCAUCAACGAAGGACGAUUUAAGCCACCAAGACUACACAGAGGUUUUCAAAUUGUUCAGGCUGUUGAUUUUGGUCCGGCCUGUCCCCAACCAGCCAGAUACACAGGGACUAACUCUGGAAUCCGUGACAUGGAUGAGGAUUGUCUUUACUUAAACAUCUUCUCCCCAAAUGUGAAUGAAGGUGCAGGUCAAAAAUAUCCAGUUAUGGUUUAUAUCCACGGUGGAGACUUCAUCCAUGGAGCGUCCAACACAUUUCCAGGGCAUAUCAUGGCGACGUUUUUUAAUGUUAUAGUUGUCACGUUCAACUAUCGGUUAGGAGCUUUAGGUUUCCUCAGCACCGGCGAUAUAAACUCACCGGGAAACUACGGAAUUCUGGAUCAAGUUAUGGCAUUGCAGUGGGUGUAUGAUAAUGCAGCGAAAUUCAAUGGAGACCGAGAAAGCAUCACGUUAUUUGGUCCAGGAGCAGGUGCGGCUUCUGCUGGAUUGCUGAUGGUAGCGCCCCAAACCAGAAACAUCGUCACCAAAGUCAUAGCUCAAAGUGGAUCGGCUGUGGCUGACUGGUCAAUGAUCUUCGACCGUUAUAGAGCUCAAAACACGAGUAGAGUAUUCGGAAGACAAAUGGGCUGCAGCAUUGAGUCCUCUUGGCGUUUAAUCAACUGUUUAAGAAACUCAAGAAGCGCCUUUGAAAUAGGAAAUGCAGAAUUUCCCCCGGAAGUAGGUAUUUUUCCAUGGUCGCCGGUGAUGGAAAUGAAUUUGUCCAUGCCGUACUAUGAAGGAUGGUACGAAAAGGAUUGGCAUUUCAUAGAUGAAAGCGCCGAGAGUUUGAUAAGGAAGCGUAUGUUUAAUAGUGGGCUGAGAUAUAUGACGAGCGUCACUUUGCAGGAAGCUGCAACAUUCAUAACAACCAACCGAAGUCUAGCACCUACAUAUGAAAUUGACCAAGGGUUCUUUGAUCAAAAAGUCUGGGAAUUAGUUUUACGAUAUAACUAUACAUUAAAUCCUAAUGGAACAUUCGACGCGAUCAAGUAUAUGUACACUUACUGGCCUGACCCUCACAAUGUUACUAUGAUCAGGGAAAAGUACAUUCAGCUUCUUUCAGAUUUCCUUUAUACCGCACCAAAUGACAAAAUGAUUAAGUUACUGGUGGAACAAAAUGUCCCUGUAUACAUGUACGUCUUAAAUACCACAAUAGAAUCGUUCAACCUACCCGAAUGGCAGAAAGUGCCACAUGACAUCGAACACUAUUUACUGUGUGGUGCUCCAUUCCUAGAUGUGGAAAUGCUUCCUACUAAUGAACGAUUCACCAGAGAUCGAUGGACUAAUAACGACAGAAAUAUGAGCUAUUUCUUCAUGAAGGCCUACACUGAUUUCGCCAGGUAUGGCAACCCAUCUUACACGCAGAUAUUAGGGCUACAUUUUGAAGAAUGCAAAAAUGGGCAGUUAAAAUAUCUGAAUCUGAAUACAACAUACAAUUCUUCAAUAAUGUGGAACUUCAGACAAACGGAAUCGGCAUUUUGGACCAUGUACAUUCCUCGAGUCGUUGGGCAUUUAGUUCCUACAUAUCCACCUACUACUGAGUUCUGGUGGGAACCUCGAACACCGCUGCAAAUAGCAUUUUGGAGCAUUUGUGUAUUUUGUUUGCUGCUAAUUGUGUUAUUAGUGCUUUGCUGUAUGUUAUGGAGAAACGCAAAGAGGUAAGAAAGGUCUUCAGAUCGUUACUACAACAACACGUUUCUGUACCCAUCAGACACAGAAAACGAUGAUGGUAUUGAAAACACACGGUCAACAGAAAUGUACCAAGAAAAAUACGUUCCUCCAGCAAGGACCAAUAGUGCCUCAUCAUUCCAAACUGUUUCUUUAAAAGAAUUACAAAGCUUUGUGUCACACAGUCCCAAUGGAGAACGCAAAUUACCAAGAAAGUCAACGCCAGUACUUGAACAGCGAAACAGAACAAAAUCUCAAUCGACUUUAUCACAGGGAGUGCCACAAACCGAUGUUUGAGACAUUUUUGGAAGAACAAAAACGACUUAAGUGCCAAACUAAUUUAUCUCUGCUAAUUCUGUAAACCACUGUGUUCUGUGGCAACAUUUUCUGUAAACAGUGGCAUAUUCAGAACGUUAGCUGGAAAAGGAAUAUUUCUGAUGUAUAUAUUUUGAUUAGAAUGGACAAUAUAUCCUUUUACAAGGUACCAAAGAAGCUAUAUUAAAUAGAAACACCUUAAAACACUUUUUGAAAGUGGAUUCUGGUAAAGGAUUAUUUUGGUAAUUAAAACAUAUUGAAAAUACGUUUUCUGGAUAUGCCUCAUCCAUGAAAUGUUAGUCAAGUAUCAUGACCGUCCCUGUAUAUUUUAAAAACCUGUUAGUACUAAGAUUUUUAUAUACCUGUAUAUAAAGUUAUAUUUUUGAUGAGAGCUUGUUAUAAAAUAACAACUGCUACCAAAGAAAAUUAAAACAAAAACAUUUUGCACUAUAUAUUUAACACAAAUAUCAUUGUAUAGAUCUCAAUAAAGUAAUCUUUUUUU
Molecule: messenger RNA, 3349 nt
Organism: Sitophilus oryzae (rice weevil)
Lineage: Eukaryota; Metazoa; Arthropoda; Insecta; Coleoptera; Curculionidae
Gene: Gli
Product: cholinesterase
Exons: 8
Coding region: 277-2526 (749 amino acids)
Cellular component (GO): cell surface; septate junction; tricellular tight junction
Source: RefSeq, a predicted model, not a curated record